This is a messenger RNA of Melanotaenia boesemani (Boeseman's rainbowfish), 975 nucleotides long. It is a transcript of the gene zcrb1, whose product is annotated as zinc finger CCHC-type and RNA binding motif 1. Gene Ontology annotation, molecular function: RNA binding; zinc ion binding. The transcript has 8 exons. Gene Ontology annotation, biological process: mRNA splicing, via spliceosome. The record is from RefSeq and is a predicted model, not a curated record. NCBI's taxonomy places the organism in Eukaryota, Metazoa, Chordata, Actinopteri, Atheriniformes, Melanotaeniidae. Bases 135 to 794 code for a protein of 219 amino acids. Gene Ontology annotation, cellular component: U12-type spliceosomal complex.
AAAAUGCGACGGAUUGAAACGCAGUUUGUUUCUGUUCUUUAAACAAGAAGACAAGUACAGAUGAGUACAGUUGUGCUAUUUUAACAUAUUUCAGUCCUAUUAUUUCGGUUAUAUCUGCGUUGUAUGUGUCCACUAUGAGCGGGGGUUUAGCACCAAGCAAAAGCACAGUGUAUGUGUCAAACCUGCCAUUCUCUCUGACCAACAAUGACUUACAUAAGCUGUUCUCCAAAUAUGGAAAAGUCGUGAAGGUUACUAUUGUUAAGGACAAAAACACUCGCCAAAGUAAAGGAGUGGCGUUUGUUCUCUUCCUGGACAGAGAAUCAGCUCAUAACUGUGCAAGGGCAGUGAACAACAAACAGUUAUUUGGCAGAUCAGUUAAAGCCAGCAUUGCCAUAGACAAUGGGCGAGCCACUGAGUUUAUAAGAAGACGAAACUACACGGACAAGUCCAAGUGCUAUGAAUGUGGGGAUACAGGACAUUUAAGCUAUGCCUGCCCCAAAAACAUACUAGGAGAGAGGGAACCUCCAAAGAAGAAAGAAAAGAAGAAGAAGAAAAGGGUACAACAACCUGAGCAUGUUGAAGAUGAAGAGAGCGAAGAAGAGGGAGAAGACCCAGCUUUAGAUAGUCUAAGCCAAGCCAUAGCUUUUCAGCAAGCCUGUAUUGAGGAAGAGGAGAACAAACAGAAAAGACAGGCAGAAGAGGACAGUGCUCAUGCUUCAUCAUCCUCAGACUCAAAGAAACCAAGGAUCAAAAAGAGUGCAUACUUCAGUGAUGAAGAAGAGCUCAGUGACUGAUAGUAUGCACACUGACUGUAGCAAGAUGUUACAUGAAAGAUGGAGUCAGUUUUGUGCUUCAUAGGGUGUGAAAAAUAUGUCUAUAGAUUUAUUGUCAUUCUGUUGUUUUUUUUUUUUGUUGUUUUCUUUUAACUGCUGUGCUUAGUUCAAUAAACUAAUUUAAUGUUUUAUUUUUUACGAA